Coturnix japonica (Japanese quail) is the source of this 651-nucleotide messenger RNA. NCBI's taxonomy places the organism in Eukaryota, Metazoa, Chordata, Aves, Galliformes, Phasianidae. The record is from RefSeq and is a predicted model, not a curated record.
GCCAUUUUGGCCGUCGCAGCUAUUUGACGUCAUCACGGUGCGUUCGGACGAUGGUGGCCGGUGCUUUCCCUAUCGCCAAGCUCCUGACCCUGGGUGCCCGUCAGCUCAGCCGCCCAUUGGCUGCUCGGAUCAAGGCCGGAGCCAGAGCCAGCCCCUUCUUCAGGACCUAUAUCUGCCUCCCACCGGCACAACUGUAUCACUGGGUGGAGAUGAGGGCCAAGAUGCGGAUCAUGGGAUUCCGAGGAGCCGCCGUGAAACCGCUGAACGAAGAAGCCGCAGCCGAACUGGGAGCCGAGUUAUUGGGGGAAGCCAUUGUGUUCGGGGUCGGGGGGCUUUGUAUUUAUAUGGAAUACGCCCGACAAGCCGGACAGAGCAGGAGGAAGGAGGAAGAACAGGCCGCGGCCUUAAAGAACAUGGCGGCCGACAUAGAGAGCAUGCGCCGAGAGCUGGACGCCAUUUUGAGAGAGAGGGGCGGGGCUAAGAUAAGCCACGCCCCCGAGCAGAGCCAAGCGGCCAAUCGGAGCGAGGCGGCGACGCUAAGCCACGCCUCUAAGCCGAGCCAAGCGGCCAAUCAGAGCGAGGUGGUGACGUUAAGCCCCGCCCAGAAGGGGCGGGGUUAAUAAAUUGAGGGUGCGUGGCUUUGUCCAUAUA